Molecule: messenger RNA, 2499 nt
Organism: Stegastes partitus (bicolor damselfish)
Lineage: Eukaryota; Metazoa; Chordata; Actinopteri; Pomacentridae
Gene: smyd4
Product: SET and MYND domain containing 4
Exons: 10
Coding region: 24-2417 (797 amino acids)
Biological process (GO): heart development
Cellular component (GO): nucleus; cytoplasm
Molecular function (GO): histone deacetylase binding
Source: RefSeq, a predicted model, not a curated record
CUGCUGCGGUUUGGUUGUAGCUCAUGAUGGAUAUUCCGUGCGUCCAGUGGCAGGACCACGUUGCACAGAAAUGGACCGGACUCGACCCGGAGCUGCAGGAACAGUUUGCAUCCCUGCGUGAAAUAGAUGAUGUGUUUCAAUGUGCUUUAGGUCUGACAACUCAAGAUGAUGUGGACUUUUUGCAGUCUGUUUCUGCUGGAUAUUCAGUGCAGAAGGACACAGAGGAAGCAGCCAAAUGCAGGGAGAGGGGUAACUCCAGCUUCAAGGCUAGAAACUACACUGCAGCCGCUCUGCACUAUUCACAGGGCAUAUGUUUCGCUCCCCAAAGUUCGGAGCAGCUGUCGUUGUGCUACGCCAACCGCUCUGCAGCGCUCCACCAUCUGCAGCACUACCAGGAAUGCCUCGAUGACAUUGACAAAGCCCUGAAGAGUGGCUAUCCCUCUCAUCUGGUACACAAACUGCAGGACCGUCGCACGCUGUGCCUUGAACGCCUCUUUGUAAAGGCAAAAGAGGAAGAUCAUAGUGCUGCCUCAAAGAAUCCUGAAGGUUCAGGCAGAGUAAAAGCACCAUCUGUUGGGCCUCUCAUAUUUGGGAUUUGUCCUCAAGCUGCUGUUGGCUCCAGCGUGGAAAAAGGUCGACACCUGGUGGCGACAGAGAGAAUAGUAGCUGGGCAGGUGAUCCUCAUGGACAGGCCGUACAGCUGUGUCCUCAUACCGGGGAUGGAGGAGGCGAGAGGAAAAGGAGGAAGGCAGGACAUGGAGAGGGAAGUGUUGUUUGGAACCGAGUGCAGACGCUGUCACCGGUGUUUGGCUGAAACACUGUGUCCUGUGCCAUGUAAGGGAUGCAGCUACAGCCGAUACUGUUCAACCAGCUGCCAGCAGGAAGCCUGGGAGGAACAUCACCGCUGGGAGUGUCCGCUGGGAGCGGAUCUGAUGGCGAUGGGUGUGAUUUCACAGCUUGCUCUGAGGGUAACGCUAAAGGCAGGAUUAAAUGGCGUCCAAAUGGCAAGAGAGCCAAUCAGAGGCGAGCACAAGAAGUCAGAGCCAAGCUGUGUUAAUCAUGACUCCAGUGAUUCCAAUCAAUGUCAUUCAGAUCAGCCUGAUUCUUCUAUUUCAUACUACGGGGACUCUUACCUCAGUGUGUUUCACUUACUGCACCACAUAAAUCAGCACGGCCCAAGACUGUGCUUCCUGUCUGCUGUCACUGCAGCAACACUCUACCUGAAGCUCAGCAAAGCAGGACCUCCACCUGCAUCCUGGUGCCUUAGUAAACCCUCAGCUACAAGCAGCCAAUCAGAGCACGGACCAGACGAGGAGGGAGGUAAUGCAGAUUGGGACUCAGAGCUGUGGCUGCUGGGAAGUGCAGUUCUGCGGCACCUCCUGCAGCUGAGGUGUAACGCCCAGGCGAUCGUCACGCUGCAAGAUACAGGAGCAGCAAACUCGCCGGUGCAGUCAAGCCGGGAAAUUCGCAUUGCCACGGCCAUGUUCCCAACUCUGAGUCUCCUCAAUCACUCCUGCUGUCCCAACACCAGCCUGGUGUUCAGCACUGGAACGAGUGCUGAUCCCUGUGGUUCGGAUGUUUCUGCAGACGUCACUGAGAGCGUAGCUGAGUAUAAACAUGAGGCCCGUGGAGUCACUGUUACAGUCAGAGCGGCCAAAGUUAUCUCUCCUGGACAAGAGAUCCUACACUGCUAUGGUCCUCAUAGCAGCAGGAUGGUGACCCAAGAACGCCGGCGUCUCCUGCAUGACCAGUACUAUUUCCUGUGUCAGUGUGAGGCCUGCAGCGUACAGCAGCAGCAGGAGGAGGAGGUGGAGGUGGAGGAUGGAGGACAGCAGUGGCCGGGUGCUGGAGGCGAUCCACAGGAGUCUGGACUCCUGUGCUGCAAGUGCAAAGGUUAUCUCAAAAAAAGCGGCAACAAGAGCGAAACUAUAUUUUUCUGUUUGCGGUCAUCCUGCGGUCAUCGCAUGUCUUUGUCUGAGGUGAGCCGCGGGCUGCAGGAGAUCAGGGUGGACCUGGAGAAAGCCGUGGCACUCAUGGAGAGAGACAGACCAGGUGAGGCCAUGAAACUGCUGAAAAGGACUCAGUGUCAGUCUGGACUGAUCCUCGCAGAGAAACAUCCGCUACAGGGGGAGCUGGCUGACGCUACAGCCAGAGCGUACGCUACAAUGGGUGACUGGAAAAAUGCAGCAUCCUAUCUGGAGCGAAGCGCUGUAGCUAUUGGCUCCCAGUAUGGAGAAGACAGCAUUGAACUGGGUCGACAACUCUUCAAAUUAGCUCAGCUGCACUUCAACGGCGGCGCCAGAGGCCCGGUCCUCUCUGUCAUCCCCAAGGUCAGACGACUCCUCUGCCUUCACUGUGGCCCUCACUGCCAUGAAUUACAGGAGCUGAAGGCCAUGGAGGACUGCCUACGGGGGUAGUUUUAAAUAAACACAGCAGUGGACAUUUGCAAAAUAUAAUUACACUUUUGUACUCCUGAUUAAAAUAUGUGACAUUUUCUGA